Molecule: messenger RNA, 6012 nt
Organism: Acanthopagrus latus (yellowfin seabream)
Lineage: Eukaryota; Metazoa; Chordata; Actinopteri; Spariformes; Sparidae
Gene: cnsta
Product: consortin, connexin sorting protein a
Exons: 14
Coding region: 434-2941 (835 amino acids)
Biological process (GO): positive regulation of Golgi to plasma membrane protein transport
Cellular component (GO): transport vesicle; trans-Golgi network; plasma membrane
Molecular function (GO): connexin binding
Source: RefSeq, a predicted model, not a curated record
UCAUCAUAUUACAGCUGAUUGUGCUAUAACGCCAUGAAGAGAAAAUAGGUCAUCUUGGAGGAAAGUCACUGGAUUUAAUUGUUUGCACUAUUAAUAAAUCCCCUGUAGGAAAAAGAAAAAUCCAACGUACUGACAGUAUGGAGACACAAGAUGGCGACAGAGCGUGCUGCGCCAGUAGCUUCACCACCCGCAGCAGCAGCAGCAGCGGCAGCACAGGCCUGAUGACAGCGAUAGCAACGACCCAGACUGUCGGUAACACCUACACUCAUUACAGCGACAACAUCUCGAGCAAAGUGUCUGAUGUACGAGCUAUUACCAUUCAGCCUGGCCUCUCACUGGACAGAUUCAAACACAAAGGGUUGAAGAAGGGCUUGUUUAACAGGUGGCACUGACCUUCAAGCUGAAAGGGCAAACAUUGUGAGGGCAGUGCCAGAUGGAUCAUGGUGGUCAGUUUGAGAGUGAGGGCAGAGUAAUGUCCCAAGUUCAGGUGGGUGGGGUUGACCUCUGUGAUAACCUGCCAAGCCCUGAGGCUCUCACUGCCCAAACUCGAAACCUCAACGAGACAAAUGCGCUCACACAGAGUCAAAAUCUCUCUGGAGGGCGUGGGCUCAUCCAAAAAGCCUCUCUCAGCAACAAUGGAAAGGACACGGGGGAGGAGGAGGAACAGGAAAAGGAGGGAUGUAGGGGAGGGGGCAGAGAGGAGGAUGAGGAAGAAGACAUUGAUGAGGUGAUGAAGGAAGAAGAGGAGGAAGAAGUUUCAGAGGGAUCAAGCUCUCAAAUUCGCUGCCAGUCUCCAGACACUCCCAUGACCGAUUCUUCCUAUUCUGAAACAGGCAGUCUGUUGGAGACUCCAUACCCCUUUAGCCCCGGUACCAGUCCGGAGCCGACUUCCCCAGUCAUUCCAGUGGCAAGUCCAGAAACUGCAUAUCCUGUCAGUCAAGGCGCACUGAGCCAGAGUGAUGUCAAAGUAGAGUCUUGUACCUCCACCGCUGAAUCAGUUGCCUCCAACACAGGGUCCAUUACACAGGGACCCACCUUCACCACGGGGCCUAUAGAUUCUACUACACUAACUAUGACCUCAGAAACCAGGCCUACCAGCUCAUCUGAGCCUACGUGUAUUACAGAAGCUACAGACAGGAUAGCAAAAAAUACCAACUUUAUUACAGAACUUUUUACCUCAUCCACAGAGCCUGACUUCAGAGGAAUUUCCGCUUCAAAUGCAGGACCUGUCACCUCAUCUGCAGAGACUUUUACAGUAACUGCUUGCACUACAAGACUCAACACUUCCACUGAUUCUACUGCUAUGAGUACAACAACAGGACCCCUUACAUUGACCACAGGGCCUGCGACUGCUGGUACAGACUCCACAUCCACCACAGGACCUGUAACCUCAAAUUGGGAACAAAUUACCUCCACUCCAGUGCCCACUUGUCUCUCUGUCUCCACCUGCGCCACAGGGCCUAUUCCAAGCCCUGCUCUGCAGGAGUCUCUUGAGCAGUUGGCACAAAGAGGAGAUGACACUCACCUGCCACAAUACCUUCACCAGAUUGCUGAGGCCUUUGUCCUUCAUGAAGACUACCAGCGGGCAUUAUUGUGCAUCCAACUAGAGAGACUCUACCACCAGAGAGUAUUGGACAACCUGAAUGCGUUACAAAAACAGUGGGAGAGCCAGUGUAGAAGGACCUCCCCAGACCUGGCAGCCCAACAUCUGGACACUCUUAAACACAUCUGCCAGACGCACAAUCGACCAAUAGCUAAAGAUGAUGUGUCUGCAUCUCUGGAUGUUUUGAGGCCUACAUUAGAAGAAGGUGGUGCACUGUUUCCAUGUACCACAGCCUGUCAGGUCGACGAUGGCAUGGAGCAGAGAGCUGAAGACUCCUCCCAUUCUCAGAGCGGCCGUCCAGUCGUACCCUCCAUUAGUUUAACUGAUGGGCUCAUUUCACCUGAGAUCUCUGAGAAGGACGGGGAAGACCCUGACAGAGAAUUAGAGGGAAGAGACGGUUUCCAUAGAUCUCAGCUGACUGACAGGCAGGGCAGCAACAGAGGGGUAGGAGAGAUGGAAGGAGGGGUAGGAAACACCAUUCCAGUCACAGGAAAUGUACUGCACCCCUCGUCAUCUGGAGAAAUGGAUCAGUCCAAACCCGCAGAGCAGCAGGGAGGAGAUUUAGGUCUAGCACAGGAAAAGGAGGCAAGAAGAGAGGAGGAGGAAGGGGACGUGGAGGAAGCAGCCGAGGCUCUGGAGAUGGAAGAGGAGGGAGAGGAUGAAGAGGAGGAGAAGCAGAAGAAAAGAGGUUCCCCUCUUUGUCAGGAGGAUCUCCCUGUGGAGACUCUGGUCAGUGGGGCAGAGGUAGAGGCACAACAGCUGCACCAGGAAGCCCUCGCUGAAGAGAAGGAGAGCACUGAAACCUGCCUGCACCAGGAGGCCCACCUUCCUCAAGAGGCUCCUAUCAAACAGCAGGAGCAGGGUGAGGAGGAGGAAGAGGAUGAGUACGAGUACGAGUACGAAGUAGAACAGGCUGACAUCAUCAGAGAAGCUGCCUCGCUGGACGACAUGGCUAAGCUCAUCACUGUAGAGGAGCUGUCUCCUGCCUCUGGCCUGGUCUCUAUUCUGAAGAGGCGGAGUGUUGGCGUGGACAGUAUGAGUGUGUCUGCCACCUCAGACCCCCGACCUGAAAAAGCCCCUGCCAAAAGACGUGUCCGCUUCAAAGUCCCUGAUGAUGGCUAUGAGCAAGAUGUUGGCGGUGGGGACUCCUGCCUUCUUCUCUUCCUGCUGUGUCUGGUAACGGUAGUGAUCAGUGUGGGUGGCACUGCCCUUUACUGUGCUCUGGGCGAUGCCCACUCCUCAGUCUGUCAGGACUUCUCCAGAAAUGCAGACUUCUACAUUGGCCAGAUACAGCGCGGAAUAUCUCACAUCCAGCACUGGUUCGGCCCCGGGUCAUAGCAGCAAACAGUUUAUCAACAUUGUGGAUCCACCGGCCGUUCAUCAUCGCAGGGCCCUGCAGUUCCUGCUACUUCCUCGGACAAUGUCUUCUGAGGUAAUGGUGCCGGGCAGCUGCUACAGUCCCUGUCACUGUGCUGAGCAAGUGGCUAUUAUGCUGUGUAAUUGGCUAAACAAUUAUAUCAGCCCGCUCUUCUGCAUUUUUAAUGCUCUUUGAAUUCAAAAGCAGGGUUCACUGAGAUUAAGAGUCAGUAGUUUGAAAGGGAAAGCAGAGCAGAGAGAGAAAGAUAAUAGCUGGAAAAUGGAAACUGCAUAAGAGAAGAGGAAGAAUGAACCUUUCUCAACCCUGCCCAGAUUAAAUAAAUUAGAUAUUCUCAAACUAGGUUUUUAAGAGUCCCUUGAACACAAGUUCACUGUCAGCCACUGACACUCAAGUUUGAAAAAUCACUGGUAAAUAAAUCAACCAUGGCUGGAUACAAACUCUCACUGACUCACACUGGACUACAAGACUGCAGUUAUAAAUAAGAAGUAAUUACAGCUACAACCCGCUGAGAUGUAAAAAAAUAUAUAUAUAAUGUAUAGUUUGUUAACUGGGGGGACAGAGAUGCUCUCUCCACACACACUGCACAAAUGGGAAGUGCCGUAAUGGGCAUUUCACAAACCGCUGCAACCACUAGUGUUGCUUUUAUUGUUGACUUUUUUAAAUCACAAAUGAAAUUUUAACAUAAGCAAACUGUUCUGAUGUCUACUACUUGGAAUGAAAUCAUUAUGUCUUAAUCAUGUCUUAAUCAACAUUUGAAUGAAUGUUUGGAGUUUAAUGUUUGCUUUCAGACAUCUGUUGGGCAUUUAUAUACUGUCAAAAAAAAGGGGUUGAAGGGUUAUUUUGGUAAUGAUCAACAUUGAGCUGCUAAUUGACAACAGGCCCUUCAAAUAUGUCCCAUGGGGGAAAAUGAUCAUUAUUUUAUUGCAAUGAGCAGAUGAUGAUGACCUCUAAAUCAGCUGCACAGUACUCUAUGUGAUCUCUCCCCCGUGUACAUAUUUGAGUGUCCUGUCGCUGCGCUUUUCUGUCUAACUACCAACAAUGCAUUUGCAGUCAGCUGACAUGGCUGCCACUCGAGACAAAAAGUCCAAACUAUCCAUUUAUUGGUUUCAAUGAGCUAGAUUUAGCAUUGUGUAGCAUAUGCAACAUGUACAGCAACACAGUGCACCUCUGUAUAUUGUCAAAAGAAUGUUUAACAUGUUGCACACAGAACUGGUACGACUUUUCUUCUUUUUUUUGUAUAUUGCAAUAUUUCUACAGGCAUUGUUGUGUUGGUUCUAGGCUGAACACAGGCUUUACAUGGUUUUACACUGUUUGAUCAGAAAGUAAAUAUUUCCAUAGCCACAAGCCGUUAAAGUUAAAUGGUAAAUGGACAUGUAUUUAUAGAGUCAAAGUGCUUUACAGCCUUUGCCACAUUCACCCAUUCACACCCAUUCACACUCUGAUGGCAGAGGCUGCCAUGCAUGGUGUAUACCUGCGAUUUAGAGCUUCCUAACCAAAGUGCCCCACAAUAUUUCUAUGCUCAGCAUUCACACAGCCACUCUCACAUGAAUGGAACAGCCGUCUGGGACAGUUUGAGGUUCAGUACAGCCAGUAAACAUUAUUUAUGUACGGAUAACUCGAACAGAGAAUACCGCACUCUUAAGCUGGUCCAGCAAGGUUUGGACCACUUCAGUUAGAGAAACUGAUGAAUGAUAAUUUCACAAUUGAUGCUUAAACAAUAAUUACUCAGUGUGCUUUAUCGGUACAAAACUUGUUGUUGAUGAGAUCAUUUGAAGCUCUGUGUCAGUCCAGCUCUGCCUGCCUGUCUGUUUGCUGUUUUUAUUCUGGGCAUCAGUGUGUGAUUGUUAAUGUUUCCAUUGCCUUUUACAUUUUUUUUCCCCAACUUGAUAAUUUCUGCCUUCUUAAAGAAUAAUCUACUUAACAUUUUCCAAUGAUGUAGAACAUUUUGUCUAAUGUGCUUUGGAAAAAGACUUAAACUUGAAACCAAGCGUUCAUUGUCACACCAGUGCUUUAACUUUUCUUUUUGAUCAUUUUAAAGCAGAAGUCUUACUGGGCUAAUUUUCACUGCCUUCAUAGAUUGUAUCUCUCAUUUCAAAAUAAUGCAGUGUUUCAUGUCAAAUAUUUUUCCUUUUACUUGCUGUAGUAGUGGAUGCCAUAGAAGAAGCCCUAGAAAAACCACAUAUCUCACAAAGGUCUCAAUUGUCAGGAUGUAAAGAAAAAACUAAUCUAUCAAAAAAAGGGGUCAUUUUUGUGUCUUACCUAUGCAUUUAUAGCAACAUAAGGCUGUAUCAUCUUUUUUCUCAUGUCAUGUCACUCACAAAAACUGAUCAUUUGUUUGAGAUAUGAGGUUUUCCCAGGACGGAACAAAUAGAUUGAGUCUUGUUUUUAUUUGCACAUGUCGUCUGGCUGGUUCAGAUGACCAUUGUUCAGAAAACCUCUUAUUUAAUCUUCUGGAUGUUUUUAAUUAUUUAUAAUGAGAAGGGUGUCAAGUUUAGGUGGUUAAGGAAAAAAAAAAGAGAUGCAUCCGUUUUCUUUAGUUGAUUACAUUCAGGUUUUUAAUUUUUUUUUAAUCACCAUGUUUUCUUAAGGAGGCCUCGAUAGAGAAUUUAAUUUCUUAUUUUAUGUCUGAAUACCAUCAUCUGGGCCAUCAUUAUAUGUGUUUUAUUUUUCAUUAAUUUUCCCUCAUCAGUUCCUGAAAAUGAUUUGAGACGUGUGGAUUGUUGCUGUCAUUAUGAUCUUCCUCACACAGAUUGUUUAAAGGUUCAUCUGUAACCUUAGAAUAAAUCUUCAUUCGUUUUAGCCAGUUGGUUUUUAACGGACAAGUAGAAAUGAAUGAAUGAAAAGUUGUAAUUUUUUAUGUGUGGAUCAGCACCUGAUGUGUUUUAUGAAUUGGUCAAUGAACUCUUUCACUUUGUUCUUACAGAUUGUAAUAAGAAGAUGAGGUUUUUAUUUUUUCCUUGUUAAACAACACCUCCUUCCUCGUAUGUCUCCUGUUAAAGCUGUUGGGAAAAAAAAAGUUGUUGUGAGCCUC